UGUCAAUCGAAGAAUAUAACGAAUGAUCAGACAAUUCCUUCUUCAAGGUUCCACCUAUCAAGCCUCAGUUUCAUUUUUCUGGCCUUGACAGUUCUUGGUCUAGAGGAUAACAAAGAUAAUCCAGUUGACGUCCUUCAGGUAAAAGACCUGUUCAUCCAAAAUUACAAAGGACCUUUGACAGCCAAAACCUUCGAACUCUUUCGUGACGUAGAACAUCUUGAACUUAGGAACAACAAUUUUACUACCUUCCACUGGGAUUUCCUUCAUGCCCUUCCAAAUCUCAAAACACUGGAACUGGCAGAGAACAAUAUUAAGGAAGAAGUGGACCACAACAUUACAGGAUGUUGCAACAAACUUGAGAUAAUUUCACUUGUAGAAAGUGGUCUUUCCAAUGUCCAAAACCAUACUUUGAAAAAGAUAGGUACCAUAAAAUCUCUGAAGCAACUCACUUUAAACAAUGAAGAAGUCCCCAUACUCCACAAAAACACCCUUGUCAAUCCUAACUUAGAACGACUAAUCAUCACGGGGUGUCAUCUGAAAAACAUCGAGAACGAUGCUUUUAGCCAGGUCCCGGAGUUGAAAAUUCUCGAUCUAGGCUUCAACAACUUGAUGCAGAUCAAGAAAGAGUAUUUCACUUCUUUGAACAAGCUCAGGGCGAUCAAAUUGAGAGGAAAUUUAUUGGACAAGCUGACCACUGAUAUGAUUACUCCACUACCAAGUUUAGAGGUUCUUUUUAUCAGCUAUAACCCUAUUAAUGAGUUAAACUUGCAGGGCAUCAAAAAGAUUGCUCCGAAACUGAGGAUCGUUGAGAUUACUGCUAUUUAUUUAGAAAAAAUCGAGUCUGGUGGUGUUGAGCUUUCUAGAUAUCCUGUACUGAGAUAUUGAUAAGAUGAAAUCAAUAAAUUUUUUCAUUGUG
This is a messenger RNA of Coccinella septempunctata (seven-spotted ladybird), 916 nucleotides long. RefSeq names its product leucine-rich repeat-containing protein 15-like. The transcript has a single exon. Gene Ontology annotation, molecular function: protein binding. NCBI's taxonomy places the organism in Eukaryota, Metazoa, Arthropoda, Insecta, Coleoptera, Coccinellidae. The annotation marks the transcript as partial. The record is from RefSeq and is a predicted model, not a curated record.